GAAGUUUGGUAGAAUAAGAAUGCUACCACCUUUCUUAUUUGCUUUGCUUGAUUUUCAAUUCAAAAAUCAAACCCAGAAGAUCCGCUAGAUUCUGGAUGAAAUCUGUCGGAUCUUGCUUUCCAAACUGUCAGAUUUUCAAAGGGGAUUUUGUUAUCUUCCUGAUCAUGAUGUAUUCCAUUUUAAAAAUAAUGUCCCUUUCUUAUUCUUAUUUGUUAUAUUUAUUAUUAUUGUUCACCACCUUUUUUGUGUUCCUCUCUUCAUUCUUUUCUCUCAUUCUUUUCUUCUUCUUCUUCUUUGGUUCUUGCAAUUAGAGAAAUUCUCAUUCAAAUUCAAAUUAUGGGUUUGUCUGCAGAAUCACAGUUUCAUGUUUUGGCUGUUGAUGAUAGUCUCAUUGACAGAAUGUUGAUUGAAAGACUUCUCAAAACUUCAUCAUUUCAUGUUACUGCAGUGGACUCAGGAAGUAAGGCUUUAAAAUUUCUUGGAUUGGUUGAAGAAGAGCAGAGAAAUGAAGAGCCUUCCUUUGUUGCUCAAAAAACUCAUAAUCAGGAUGUAGAUGUGAACCUGAUCAUAACAGAUUAUUGUAUGCCAGAAAUGACAGGCUAUGAUCUUCUUAGAAAGAUCAAGGAAUCAAAAUCUCUUAAAGAUAUACCAGUUGUGAUUAUGUCCUCAGAGAAUGUUCCAUCAAGGAUCAAUAGAUGCUUAGAAGAAGGAGCUGAAGAAUUCUUUCUGAAACCAGUUCAACAAUCUGAUGUAAAUAAGCUGAGGCCCCAUUUAUUGAAAUCAAAGGUUAAGGAAGUGGGAGAGGAAGACCAACUCAUCAACCUCAAUAGAAAGGACAUAAAUGAAAUUUUAGCCUAAGUUAGUCACUAGAAUCAUACCAACAAAUAUGAAAGAAAUAUAGGAGGAGGUCCUUUUGAUGUACAUUGACAUGAGAAAAAUGAUUUUCAUUCAAUUUUGUCUGACAAAGUAAUUCUUUUGGCUAAUAUUUCUUUUAAUUUUUCUCUUAUAUUUCAUAGUCAGUGAGAUUUGUACCUUCUUUUU
Arachis ipaensis is the source of this 1041-nucleotide messenger RNA. RefSeq names its product two-component response regulator ORR10. Lineage: Eukaryota; Viridiplantae; Streptophyta; Magnoliopsida; Fabales; Fabaceae. The record is from RefSeq and is a predicted model, not a curated record. Gene Ontology annotation, biological process: cytokinin-activated signaling pathway; phosphorelay signal transduction system.